This is a messenger RNA of Mizuhopecten yessoensis (Yesso scallop), 3212 nucleotides long. RefSeq lists its product as uncharacterized. The record is from RefSeq and is a predicted model, not a curated record. Bases 97 to 930 code for a protein of 277 amino acids. Gene Ontology annotation, biological process: CAAX-box protein processing. The transcript has 5 exons. Lineage: Eukaryota; Metazoa; Mollusca; Bivalvia; Pectinida; Pectinidae. Gene Ontology annotation, cellular component: membrane. Gene Ontology annotation, molecular function: metalloendopeptidase activity.
UUUUACAGUUCCUCUCACGUGGCCCUGGAUAUCAAUCGAUAGUACACGGUUUGUAGUGUUGUAUCCUUCAAUACGCGCAAGGACAGCUAAAUAGAGAUGGCUGUCCACACGUGUCUGCUGUUCGCUUCAGUAGUGGACAUUGUGACGUCACUGUGGGUGUACUUUGCUAGAGACAUGUCGUUUUCUACCCUGGCCAAAGCGAUGUACUUCCCAGGUGUCCUGUCCCUCGCCUUUGUGGAUGAUAUCGGCGCCUUUCUGAGGCAGAUAAUAGGCACUCAAGCGGUAGGUCGUGUCAUUAAAGCUUCUCGGUCUUUGAUUUUUUUAAACAAAGAGGUAUUUACAUGUGUUGUGUACUCGGGGGCUGCCGUGGCCUUGACAUAUCUGUUGGUGUACGGAUGUGUCGGCCUGGGGGUCGGCCUCGGAUGGACAGCUAAGUCACAGCCUGCUUCAAUUCCUGCACAAAACCACAUCUCGAUUACGGGGUUCCUCAGAGCCGCCGGAGAGGAGAUAGGGUGGCGCUGUUAUCUCCUGCCUUGUCUCAUGUCUCAUUUCACACCACAGAUGGCGCUUCUCAUCAGCGGAAUUGCAUGGGGAUUGUUCCACGUGGCUGUGAUGAUCUUGCUCACGAAAAAGCUGAAACCGGAACAUCCGGUCCGGACCACAGUUGUACAAUGUUUGUCUUGUGUUAUUUCCGCCUAUCCCCACGGAUGGCUCGCCAUUAAAGCUAGGUACUCCUUCUGGCCAAGCACGUUACUUCAUUUCUGGUGGAACAGACUGAAUCCCCAAGUCCUUGGCAGUAUUUACACCAACACCCCUGGGACCUACUGUGGACCGCAGUGGAAAAUUAAUGGCGAGGGACUGUCGGGUUGUGUUGUCAUGUUACCAAUAGCUCUACUUAUGUCUCUGGAACUCAACCACGCUUUAUACUGAGUUGUUGGUGAUGCUAAUGUUAUCAUGAUGGUAUUUCCGGUCGUAUACAAGUAACAAGGCUCUACAUCAUGUUGAACGCACAGAGAUUAUUCCACUGUCCCCAGAGUAGCUCGAACUGGUAGUGGCGAUAAAAAACUAUUUGUGAUAGAUUUAUCAGUUUAUUCAGUUUCAGAUUGCGACACGAAAAGAAGCAUGGAAACUGGUUUUGUGUUAUAAGCUCAACUGACACAGAAUGCCAUUGAUCUGAUGGACUUGUACGGCAUGUCUCUUCCGUCUGUCGUCAUAUCUCCGUCUGUCGUCAUAUCUCCGGCUGUCGUCACGCCACAUCUUCGACUAUUUUCAAUAUCAUUUUGGCGUAAGGCUUGAAAAGUCAAGGUGACAGUGGCGAAUUAAGUCCUUCUGAAGAACUGAAAGCCAAUUCUUGAUUUUGCCUGAAGUUUGCCGGCUUGAAACGUCAUCCGUUUUAAACAGAAAUUAUCCUCAGCAACAUUCAAGCUGAUGGAAUAUGCCUCAUUAGCAUAUGAUAUAUGCUCAAGAUGUGUGGGGAUGAAAGCAAGAGAAAUGUGCUUUUGUUUACAAGGAGUAAGAGUUUAAAACAAAACUUUAUUUACAGGACUUUACACUGCACAAAAAGGCAGUAUGAUAAAUAAAAUAUUGAUUUUGUAUGUUGGUCGUAUUACUGGUGUUAAUUAACUUCAAAAAAAAAAGAACUGUAAUCGCAUAUAUUGUUUUUUGCUUAAUACAUGGAGAAAUCUCCGAAUGUUGAUGUUGCCGAAAUACAAUGGCUGUUGUGCUGGACACGUUGCUAUCGAAAUUAACACGGGGGUUUAGUCUGAUGAAGAUAUGUGGUAAGUGAUAAUGUUGAUGUUUACUCAAAGAGUGAAAUACGCCGCAUAUGAUGUAGUCGUUGCUGUAGUGGGUUAGUCAAUGCAAUGCUAUGUCGACUUGAGGUUUAAGGAGAUCGUCGUGUUCAUGAAGAAGGUUUUUUUUAUCGGAUUGUCUUCAUAACUGUUCUUCAGUAAUUCUAUUUAGACAUAGAAACAGUGAGUAUAGCAUUUGUUGUUAUCUAUACAAAGCACAAAUCACAAGACUAAUAGAAAGUGUAAUGUUAGGGUGAAAAAAAAAAACCCAGAAGAAAAGUAGUGCAAAACGCGGCCCACAUUGGACGUUUGUUACUCCUUUUUGUGCAUAUUUAGUACCAAACAAAACCUUCAAUAACCGCUAACUGGAUCGAUUUCGUCAUUUGUGGCAUAAUUUUCCUGUUACGAAAUAUCCAACAUCUUUAAUUCCACAAGUCACAUUAGUUUAAAAGGCUCCUUGACUUCGAAUAAAAGAGAAAACGGGUACAGCAACAUUGUGUCUCGGCAACGUUUCCGACCGGUUGAUUGUCAUUGAAGUCAUGCAUACUAUGGUAAUUUGCAAUGAAGUUCCAGAGUAAAACGAAUGUUUGUUUUGUUUUGAGAAUAAUAGUUAAUACAAUAGACAAUUUUCGUACUGGUGAAACUAACCUAUUUCUCCAAGUGUUAUUUUUACCGAGAUAUUUCAACGUAUAUGAUUAAAAACCUAUGGGAUCAGCUAUGGUGCCAUAUUCUUCAAUGUGUUUCUACAUUCUAUUGCAGAUUCUUGGCUGCUGUUACGUAUUUUAAUCAAAGGAUGAAUGAAUCAUGAAGUAACCGAUGAAAAUAACAUGAACUUACAUUAAAUCAGUUGUUUCUGUCGAUAAGAUGCUAACAUUUUACUACCAGUCGUGUACAGUAAUCGCCUCCAGGCUUAAUUGAUUGACCUGUCUGAUAUAUCGGUAUUAGUGUCUUAGUCCCACCGUAUUUAUUAAUAAGUGAAGCUCUAUACACGACUGUUUCAUUGUAUGUCUAACACAGUUAUGUACCUGUUUUAAUCCUGAUAUUUACUUAUACAUAUAUUUAAGCUAUAUAUAUAAGCAUUGUCAAAUAUGAAAUGUAUGCGAUUUUGUUCAUGCAAUCGUUACAUUGGAGUCUAUAUUGAAACCCAAGACAAAACAAAGAUACAGAGCCCUCAUGUUUAUUCACAGCUAGCCCCAGAAGUAAAUGUCAGUUUUUAAGUUGGAAAAGCAAACAUGACUGCGGUAAAAAUAUCCUAUUGAGGGAAAACCAUAUUUAAUGUAAUAAAGCUGUUGAUAUAUAGAAAUGAGGAAGUUUUUACCUAACAUGAAAAUCUACGGGAAAUCAAUCCGUGCAUUGUUCCUCAGCGACUGUCUCGUGCUGUUAAGACUAAUUAGCACGCGUUUACCUCCCAUUACAUACUAA